This is a messenger RNA of Sesamum indicum (sesame), 2460 nucleotides long. Its product is annotated as Leucine-rich repeat protein kinase family protein. The record is from RefSeq and is a predicted model, not a curated record. Lineage: Eukaryota; Viridiplantae; Streptophyta; Magnoliopsida; Lamiales; Pedaliaceae. Gene Ontology annotation, biological process: protein phosphorylation. Gene Ontology annotation, molecular function: ATP binding; protein binding; protein kinase activity.
UUAUUCGUUAAUUAUUAAAGGAUUAAAAUAAUAAUCAAUUUUCAAGAAUGGCAAACAUGAAAUUGACCUCAAAAAACAUUUCUCAGUGUCUUUACGUACUUUCACGUGACAUUUUCACUCCUUUGCUCCACUCAAUCUCACCCUCCUGCUCAACGCCGCCGCAGCCCCACCACCAUCGCUGCCGUUGUUCACCGCUCCAUCCCCCUAAUGCCUACUGAUCAGAGUCUCCGUAUACAACUAAUCUCCAGCCUCGAACCAUCCAUUCUUGAACCCUAACUUGCCCCACUUUAAACCUCUCAAAAACCACUGACUAGUUCCACUAUGCUACAACCAUCCUUCUACUUUGUUUUCUUGUUUUGCAUUCUCCGGCUCCCUGCCGCCACCAGGUGUGAUGACCGCGACGCCGACGGCCUGGCCGCCCUCCCAGCCGACGCUGUCGCUCUACUGGCGUUCAAGUCUAAGGCUGACCUCGACCACAAGCUCCUCUACACCACCAAUGAGCGGUUCGACUACUGUCAGUGGCAAGGCGUCAAAUGCGCCCAAGGUCGCGUGGUCCGCUUCAUUGCUGAAAGCUUCGACCUCCGCGGCACCGUUUCCGGCGACACUGUGAGCCGCCUAGAUCAACUGCGAGUGCUGAGUCUCAGAAAUAACUCUCUCUCCGGCCCCCUCCCCGAUUUCUCCCCUCUCGUUAACCUCAAAACUCUCGUCUUAGACCACAACUAUUUUUCGGGUACUUUUCCGCUGCCCAUUUUGUCGCUCCACCAUCUCUCGGUUCUUGAUUUGUCCCACAAUAACCUCACCGGUCUGCUACCGGAAAAUCUAAUGGUUCUUGACCGCUUGGGUUAUCUCCGCCUCGAUUCGAACUCGUUUUACGGCCCUAUUCCACCGUUGAACCAGACAAUUUUGCAAGUAUUCAGCGUUUCGUACAAUAACCUCAGCGGUCCGAUACCUGUCACCCCAACUCUCAAAAGUUUUAAGAUUUCUUCAUUUCUGCACAAUCCCAAUCUCUGUGGUGAGAUUAUCAACAAACCAUGCCGCAACUCGCGUUUCUUUAACUCGUCUUCCGGCGCCGACGCCUCACCGCCGACCCCACUUCUGCAGAACGCUCAGUCUCAGCAAGGAUUAAGCCUCAUUUCUUCCCCGGAUCAAAGAAAGCAUCACAAAAACGUAGGCUUUAUUUUGGGGUUUGUGAUUGGGACUUUGUUUCUAAUUGCAGCUAUUUUGAGUCUCAUAGCUUUGUUGAGAAAGAGAAGAGAAGAAAGAGAACAUCUUGAAGCAAUAGAAGAAGCUCAUUUGGGUGAUGAAACUACCAACACCAAAGCUCAGAACGACACUACUUUGUUUUCACUCCAAGCUGAGACCGCGAAUGCUGAAAGCCAUGAUGAGGCCAAGAAACUGAAAUUUCCUGAGCAGAAAAAAGUAGUAAAAAGUGGGAGCUUAGUGUUUUGUUCAGGGGAGGAAGAACUGUACACAUUGGACCAGUUGAUGAGGGCAUCAGCUGAGCUUCUUGGGAGGGGCACUAUUGGUAUUACAUAUAAAGCUGUGAUGGCUAGUCAUUUGAUUGUGUCUGUGAAGAGACUGGAUGCAUGCAAAACUGCUAUUACCAGUGGUGAGGCGUUUGAGCAACAUAUGGAGGCUGUCGGUGUGUUGAGGCAUCCCAAUUUGGUUCCUGUCAGAGCUUAUUUUCAGGCUAAGCAAGAGAGGUUGAUCAUCUUUGAUUAUCAGCCCAAUGGCAGUCUCUUCAAUCUCCUCCAUGAUUCAAGAUCAAACAGGUCAAAGCCUCUUCAUUGGACAUCAUGUCUGAAAAUUGCAGAAGAUGUAGCUCAGGGCCUCGCCUACAUUCACCAAGCAUCAAAGCUCAUCCACGGCAACCUCAAGCCGUCCAAUGUUCUGCUGGGUCCUGAUUUUGAGGCCUGCGUCACUGAUUACUGCCUUGCUAUUCUUGGUGAAACCUCAACGGACGACGAUCCUGAUCUCGCUGGCUACAGUGCGCCUGAAGUACGAAAAUCUCCACGCAGGGCCACUGCCAAGUCUGAUGUCUAUUCUUUUGGUGUCCUCUUAUUAGAGCUUUUGACGGGCAAAACACCAUCCCAGCAUCCAUUCCUUGCUCCUCCCGAUAUGCCCGACUGGGUCCAAGCCAUGAGGGGAGACGACAGCGACGAUGACAUCCGACUUAGGAUGCUGGUUGAGGUGGCUGGUAUCUGUAGGGUGACCUCGCCCGAACAGAGGCCGACAAUGUGGCAGGUUCUGAAGAUGAUUAUGAAUAUUAAAGACAUUAUGGAUUAUAGUUCAGGGGAUGGUAACAAUGGUAACUUGUGACAUGGGAUUUUACUAUGUUAAGUAAACUGCAGACAAGAAUAACAUUUAACUUAUGUGAAUGUUCGGAGUGUUACACUCAUCCUCAAGCAUUGAUGAAAGAAAUUGUGGGGGUGAGUAAUUUUGCAAAGCUCAUGAGUAAAA